Aphanomyces invadans is the source of this 4366-nucleotide messenger RNA. RefSeq lists its product as hypothetical. Gene Ontology annotation, molecular function: zinc ion binding. The record is from RefSeq and is a predicted model, not a curated record. Bases 34 to 2628 code for a protein of 864 amino acids. The transcript has 7 exons. NCBI's taxonomy places the organism in Eukaryota, Oomycota, Saprolegniomycetes, Saprolegniales, Verrucalvaceae.
ACGUAACGGGCGGGAAAUCCACAUGGCCGCCCGAUGUCGCUGCCGCCAACGACGAACGAUGACUUGAUGGAGGAGCUGUAUCCGACGCGUGUAGCUCCCUGGCGCGUACAGGAAGCUGCCGCGGAUGGGCCUGCCAUCCCAAGACCUCUAGAGGACCUUGUUUGCGAAGAAUGCGAGAAGCGGCAGGCUGUGUACAGAUGCCUCGACUGCCGCGAAACCUUGUGCCACAACUGCGCCAACGCGAUUCAUAUUAUCCAAGUGUACGCAAGCCAUGCCAUUCGCCACCUGCAGCAAGGGGACACUGGAUUCGUCGCCGGUUCCCGGUCCGCGCCGCCAUUCCAUCUCACGCCGCCACCGACGCUGGCAUCUCUACACAUCCAUUCGUUGCGGUGGGGCGAUAUCGUGACCUUUCGCGAUCCCAUGCUUGCCCGAGGGCUCCUCUUUGGCACCGUCGUCGAAGCCGACCAGCCGCGUCGCGGUGACCACCACAGCCAGUUCGUUCGAGUGUUGUGGAUUCGGGGGGUCCUUCCACUGCCCAAUGCGACGUACUUGGCUGUACUCACCCUUCCGCACGGCUUCUGGCCGAUUCCGAUCCAGAGCUACGUGAGCAUGUACCAUGCAUACCGGGCUGCGGUCGCGGCCGAACGGCGGACGCGGAAGCUAUGGCGGCGGGAAAAGUACGCUGGUCGACUGCGCGACUUGCGGCAACUCGUUCAGUUUCCGAGCGAAGCGCUCUUGCGGGAAAUCUUGGCCGACAUCCACGCUGCUUUAGACAACGUGAUGGAUGCACACAUGGCACGCGACGACUUCUUGUCGCAAGUGAGCCACCCGCCCCUGAGCGUCGAAGGCGACGAAACCUUGUCGGUUGAAUCCGAUGCGCCAUACCCGCCGACCCACCGCGUUCGGGUUGUGCUUGUCCCGGCAGAGUCGCUUCGUACACUCGACGCGUGUCGACAGCAGCACCUCCACAACGUCAUUGGGCACAUGGUGGACCUGUACAUCGGCGCUGCGUGGAAGGCACUCGUGCGGAACAUGACCGAGGCCCGACGGAGAGAUCGCGACGCUGUCGAAAAUGCAAACGCGGCGCAUAUUCAAGCGUGGUUUAGGCAUAUGUGGCGCCGGCAAGUUCAACGGCGCAUGGCAGAAGGGCGGUCGAGUGGAAUGGAUGCAAUCGAAGUGCUGCGGCGCGCACAGAGCCGUCGUGAUGCAGUUCAAAAGAUGGAUGCCAUUUGGGCUAAAACGCUCCGUCGACUCAAGUGGCGGGGCGUGCGGCGGUGGAAGGCUGUCACCGAAGCAUUGCAUGAGUACAUUGCCCCUCGGGACGCCCCGUGGCAUCCAGGAAUGGGUGUGCGGCUGCACAAGCUGCCUCGAGCAUACGCGCACAUGAAACCCGACGGUAGCCUGGCGGUCGAGGACAUCACAAAGUACAAGCAAUUUCGCCAAAACCACAGUGGCCCCACGGCGUCAUCGUACUGGAUUGUGCGAGAGCGCAUCCUCUUGGGCUCGUACCCUUGUGGUCCAGCCUUUCCUGACAAGCGUGGGAAGCAGCGCGUCGCCGCCCGCUCGGACAGCAUCACGUGCAUGCUGCUCGAACAAAUUGGGACGUUUGUGUGUCUCCUUGAAGACGCGGAAGUCCGGCACCUUGAGGCCGCGCUCCCGCCCGAAGACGUUGCACCCACCGACAGCCACACCAACCCCAACGACCCAACCGUGCCACCGUUUGCAUUCAGCGCCAUGCUCCAACUGCGCCAUGCCAAGCUCCGCGCGGAACUCGAACACGCCGUCGUCGCGGCCGAAAAGUACAUGAAUAUGGCGACCAAGACCUUGGACCAACUGCAACAACGAGGACCAGAAGUGGAGGAUUUUGUCAUGGAUCUGAGUGUGAAAAAGAAAGCGCUGGCACAGAACAGCCUGACCCAAGCCGUCGCGACCCUCAAACAACUCCAGCCUCUACACAUCCUACACAUUCCCAUCGCCCACAAUCACGCCCCUCGUGAGCCCGACCUGCGCCGCCACCUGCAGCUCCUUGAAACACGCCUGCGCGAUGGAGAGAACUUGUACAUUUUCAGUCGUGAAGGUCGCGGGCGAACGGGCCUGCUUGGAGCGCUCCUUCUUGGCCGUUUGUAUGGCCUAAGCCCGAUCCAAGCAUUGGAGCGCCAGCAGCGUUGCCAUGACUGCCAGCGCGCGGUCGCAGGCCUCUCGUCCACCCGAUUGAUCUCGUCGCCUGAAGCCCAGAUGCAGAUCCACAUGGUGCAUCAAUUUCUCCGAACCAGGACCGACACCAUCUACGCCAACGUAGUCACGACUGGCGAGGACGGCGCAUAUCGCGUCGUGCGAGCCCAGCGCCGCGGCCUGGGCGUCCAGAGCUACGUAACGAGCAUGGGCUUCAUGGUGGACGCAUUUCCAAACGCGGACGCCAUUGCAACUGAACACGAUGCGGACGUUCGUGCGAACCGAGCUGCCAAGAAAGAAAUUCGUGCCAUGCAACUUCGGUGGCGACGGAGGCAGCAAGCGCAAGAAGCCGCCAAAAUGGCCGCUCUCGACGCCGAUGCCCGUCCUCCCGGCUUUGAUGCAACCGCUUCCCCAAACGCUGACGUCGAUUCCGUUGUUGCGGUCGUGCUGUCCUAGAUGAUCGAGUGGCUGGUCUCUUUGGCCAGCUGUCAAACCGAUGCAGAAUUUCCAGUGGCCGCAGCAGAAGACCAUCCCAAGAGGGUGGCAGACGCACCGCCGAUGGAACGCGGCGUCCUCCCGCAGGACAAGGCAGACCACGCACAUGCAGAAAGCUAAACUAACCUAUAUUAAUUCAAGACGCUGUCGAUGAGGUCGACGUGAGACUGGUCGGGGAACUUGGGCAACGAGAUGCCGCAGAUCUUUUGAACGACACGCAUGACCUGGCACGAGUACCCGAACUCGUUGUCGUACCAGACGUACAAGAUGACCUUGUUGCCACGGACAAUGGUGGCUUGGCCGUCCACGAUACCGGCGGCGCGGUACCCGACAAAGUCGGACGAUGCCGCUUCGUUCGAGUUGAUAAAGUCGAUUUGGUGCUGCAGAGGCGAGUUCAAGCUCAACUUGGCCGCGUACGCGUUGAUGUCGGCCGCGGUGAACGCGCCGGCCUUUUCCGGGUUCAAGUGCAGCGUCAUGAUGGCCAAACUCACGUUGGGCGUUGGCACGCGGAUCGAGUUGGCCGUCAGUUUGUUCUUCAUCGUUGGCAUCACGAUUUCGACGGCGGCAGCAGCGCCCGUUUCGGUGAUCACCAUGUUCAUGACAGCACUGCGACCACGGCGUUCCUUCAUGUGGUAGUUGUCGAUCAAGUUUUGGUCGUUCGUGAACGAGUGCACAGUCUCGAUGUGGCCUUCGUCAAUGCCGUACUUGUUGUCCAGCGCGAACAAGAGCGGCGCGAUCGCGUUGGUAGUGCACGACGCGCAUGAAUAGAUCUUGUUUUCGCUGUUGAUCACGUGGUCGUUGACACCGGCGACAAUCGUGGGGACCGAGUUGCCCUUGGGCGGGGCGGUCAGCACCACUUUGGACACACCAGGGCUCCGAAGAUGGCGUCCCAAGCUCUCGGCGUCGCGCCAAAUACCUGUGUUGUCAAUCACGACGGCAUCCUCAAUCCCGUACGACGUGUAGUCGCAUUUGUCCGGGCCGUCCGAGUAAAUGACUUGGAUCACGUUGCCGUUUGCAAUGAACGCGUUCGCUUCUUCGUUGAAUGAGAUCGUGCCUUGGAACGAGCCGUGGACAGAGUCGCGGCGAAGCAAGCUGGCUCGCUUUUUCAAAUCUUCCUUCGAUCCCUUGCGGACGACAAUAGCACGCAACAUGAGCUUCGCACCGGACCCGGACUUUUCGAUGAGAAGUCUCGCCAGGAGACGACCAAUGCGACCAAAACCGUACAACACAAUGUCGCGGGGCUUGGUCAACGCCAGAGCACGAGGCGACGUUUGAAUGAUCAAUUGCUUCAACACACGCGCAACGUCAUCCUUGGUGGGGGCCUUGGUGUUGGCACCACCACACACAAGCAAGUACGUGCGUCCCAAAUCCAGUCGAGUCGCGCCCAACGAGUCGAGCUCUGUGAUGACUUGGAGCACCGGGAGGGUAUCAGUGGGCAUCAUUUCCUUGCCGACGUGCUUGCACACAUACGAGUGGAGCUUAAUGAUGUCGAUGCUGUUUUGGUGGACAAGGCCUUUGCCAAAAAUCGUCGUGACAAUAUUCUUACGGCGGUACAGGUUGCCGAUCAACGGCACCAUAAGGUCGGCGGCUUCUUCUUGGGAGUUCCACGUUUGGAUUUCAUCCAAGCACAGAGCUGAAAUCGCGACGGGGUCCAUGAUGCACCGAACGGUUGUCGGCAAAAUGGAGAAUGACCCGCGUC